Molecule: messenger RNA, 3645 nt
Organism: Macrosiphum euphorbiae (potato aphid)
Lineage: Eukaryota; Metazoa; Arthropoda; Insecta; Hemiptera; Aphididae
Source: the annotation of a GenBank genome assembly
AUGUCCCAGGAUCGCUUGACCGCUCUUCGGCUGCUGUCGUACUGUUGGCUGACCGUCAUGUUGCCACCCAACACUUUGGCAUUUAACGUCGUCUACAACAAGGAACCGUCAUCGUCUUCUUCGUUUCAGUCAUCACCUUUCUACCAAACUGGCAGCAGAAAGUUUGGCGGCUACCGAAUCGUACCCCGAGCGUGCAAAGACGAAACUCAUCCGUACAAGAACGAUGUAUCCAUCACCACCCCCACCGGAACCGGAACCGGAACAGGCGUGUGCAUGUUCAACUAUGAGUGCACGCAACUGGGCGGCUCGGUGGUCGGGUCUUGUGUGGACGUGUUCCUGUUCGGCGCCUGUUGUCGGCUGCCGGCCGGCGUAAAACUGCCCUCCGCGAUCGAACAGAGCGCGUCCACGGCCACGGCCGCAACCACCUCGACACCCGGCACGCACUAUAACGAUCUGCCGCCGCUGUCGUUCCAACAGCCGGUGGCCGACACCAUACUGAUGCACCGUAACGGGUCGGCCGUACAAAACACAUACAGGCCGGACGACCUGUUCGGUAACUUCACGGCCCUGAUGCAGGCCCACCGAGACCGGUUACCACCGGCGGCUGACAUGACAGACGUCGUGCAACAGUACACCACGGACGGCGGUUACCAUCAAUACAAUCAUCACCAGCACCGACCCCCGCCGUUUGCCGGAAACAAGAUCACGUCAAAGGUGGAUUACGGUGAUGUGGCCACCGUCAAGCUGCAGACGUCGCAGUCACCGCCAUAUUCGUCAUCGUCGUCGCCGGUGUCCAAGUCGACGGACUCAGUGCCGAACAUUCGGAAGACGACGCCGUCGGCGGCCACUGUCCAGGCGACCACGUCCAAACAGGGUUACGGCGGCGCGCACCACAACCAUCACAAACACCAACACCCGUCGGCCGCCGAUGACUAUUACGAUAAUAUGGUGCUGAUACCCACGCUGACGGUUAAUGACCCCAACGUCAAGGAAAACAACUCCAUCCAUCAUAUACUGUCCAUACUCAACUAUACACCACCCACGCCCGACAGGCAUCACGUGGAUCCGAUGGACGCUUCACCGUCGUAUGUCGUCCACCAGAUGCAGUCGAGUAGUCCACCACCCACACCACCACCCGCCCUAUACACGUGGGGCUCGAUUGACGGCGAUUCCAAGUCGCCCGGUUACGGGGCGUCCACGUUCCCGGUCACCAGGCCCUCGUCCACCAUCCACUCGUCGACGACGGCGCAGCAGCACUACGACCGGCCUACUAACUAUUACGGAUCGACACCGUCCACCACGACCACCACGUCCAGCCACCACCUGCCGGGACCACAUUUCCACGUUCUGUCCACCACAACCACACCCAAGCCGUUGGAACCGGUCGCGCCCACUGUCAUUGUCCUGAGCCCAGCCAACGAUUCGAAAAAUCCCAACAAAUACACAACGCCCUCGUCUUCGUUGUACACGGCCUCCUCGUCAUCGUAUCGUCCACCACCCUCGUCGCACGUCAAACCGUCGCAGAGCAUCAUCGUGACGGGCAAACCGUCUGUGAGCGCAGCGUACACAACUACAGCCACCUAUCACCAUCCUCAACACCAGCACCAGCAGGACGCGGCUUUCGUGCCGGUCAGUUCGACCACGAUGGCAGACAAAUAUUACAACGCCAACUACCAACCAACCACCAGCGCCUUACAUACGUCAGCCAAGCCACUGGUUUCCACAAACUAUGGACACCGCCCGGCAUCGACGACGACGACGACCACAACAACCACCGGGAUACCCCCGACGCUCAGCAGUGCGUUACACCACGAUGGCUCUAACAACAACGUGUUCACCACGGUAAUAACGUCGGUUAACCAUCAAUACCACAAGUACCAGCCAACGGCGACGGGUAACGGUGGCUCGAGCUCGUAUUCGACGGCCAAACCGGUGGUGAAUGACGGUGGAACGGUGGCCGUGCUGUCGUCCAGUGGUGGCUAUAGACCGUCGUCCACUGUCGACGACGAUUACCCGACACCCGUAGUGACGCCUGCCACGCAGGUGUUUAUCACCGCCUCCGACGUGCACCACCUGCAGCAGCACCACAUUCAGCAGCAGCUGCACCACCAUCUACAGCACCACACGUCGUCGUCUUCGUACCCGGUUACUCACGGGUCCACUUCCGACGAUGACGUGGGCGCCGUUCCGUUCAACUCCACCGACACGUUUGCUUUCCCGCCGGUCCGUGACCCCAACGUCAACCUGACCGCAGCCACGCAACAGGAGAAACCGGACGUGACCGUCGUCGACUCGGCUGGCGAUUACGAUGCCGACUCCGAACCCAACCCGCAGCUAACGGUCGACGACAACCUGGACGACAAGGUUCACCUGUUCGUCGAGAAGGUUGUCCAAUCGUUACAGGGAAAUUUUGAGGACCUGGAAAAGGUCCUUUUGUCAGGUGACCCGUCGUCUUCCAACGUGACCAUCGGUAACGACGACCCGGCUGGCUGGCCAACAAAGAAGCCCGCGUACGCUACGCCGACAGCCGCUACGCCUACGAAGAAACCGUCAAAACCAGCGGCCGUCAAGCCCACAAAACCGCCAACGCAGCCCGUCAAGUGGACUUCCACCACGACGUACCGGCCGACGCCGAUCAGUUCAUUGCUGGACGCCGCCCCGUACCUGGAGCUGACCACUGUGUCUCGGCCUACCAAGUACCCCACCCUGCUCACUCCCGUUCAGCUGUUCCAGCCCACCACGUACGCCACGGACAACAAGCGGCCGACCAAACUGCCCAUCAAACAGACGCCUUCCACGACGGUCGUGCUGGACACGCUCAACGUCGAACACGACCAUCACACCACAGCUGAACCGGACUACAGGAAAACGUGCGGAGUGCGGCCUUUAGUGAGGAAAAGCGGUCGGAUCGUCGGCGGAACGGGUUCGACAUUUGGCGAAUGGCCAUGGCAAGUGUUGGUAAGGGAAGCCACAUGGUUAGGGCUUUUCACCAAGAACAAAUGCGGUGGCGUGUUGAUCACUCAACGACACGUCAUAACCGCUGCUCACUGUCAACCCGGAUUUUUGGCGAACCUGGUGGCGGUUUUCGGCGAGUAUGACAUCAGUGGCGAGGUCGAGUCGAAGCGGAGCAUCAGCAAGAACGUGAAACGCGUCAUCGUCCAUCGACAGUACGACGCGGCGACUUUCGAGAACGACAUAGCCCUGCUGGAGCUCGAGUCGCCGGUCAGCUAUGAUCAGCACAUAGUGCCAAUUUGUAUGCCGGACGACGAGGAUGACUUCACGGGACGCAUGGCCGUGGUCACAGGAUGGGGACGGUUGAAAUACGGAGGUGGAGUUCCAAGCAUCCUGCAAGAAGUGCAAGUUCCUAUAAUUGAAAACCAAGUGUGCCAGGACAUGUUCGAGACAGCAGGACACACGAAGAGCAUACUUAGCAGCUUCUUGUGCGCCGGUUACGCCAACGGACAGAGGGAUUCUUGCGAGGGUGACAGUGGCGGGCCUCUGAUGAUCGAAAAGGACAACGGUCGCUGGACCCUGAUAGGCACAGUGUCACACGGCAUCAAAUGUGCCGCCCCUUAUCUGCCGGGCGUCUACAUGAGGACCACGUACUACAAGCCGUGGCUGCAGACCAUCACGGGCGUACAGUAG